Messenger RNA from Eriocheir sinensis (Chinese mitten crab), 1445 nucleotides. RefSeq lists its product as uncharacterized. The transcript has 6 exons. The record is from RefSeq and is a predicted model, not a curated record. The coding region runs from base 8 to 949 and encodes 313 amino acids. Gene Ontology annotation, cellular component: axoneme. Lineage: Eukaryota; Metazoa; Arthropoda; Malacostraca; Decapoda; Varunidae. Gene Ontology annotation, biological process: cilium assembly.
GGAGUCCAUGCCGGAGGGACUGGCGGGUGGGAACAGAACGUGGCGCCUCUUCCUCCGCCAUCGCCGCCGCCGCCACGAGGUGUUGGACGAGCAGGACGAUGCCACAGCGAAGAGAGCCGCAGCGUCAGCCCACCUGCAGGCCAUGGACACGCGCAGGACACAGCUUCUGCAGGAGGCGAAGAAGCUGGACGGGGAGGUAGCGGAAACCACGGAGGAGCUGCGGCUGGUGGACGAGGACGCUGAGAUGGUGCUGGUGCUGCGGGGGCGCCAGGUAAAGGUGGAUCUGCUGACGAUGACGCAACACCUCACGCCGGAAUUCAGCCACGCGUGUCUGGUGAAGGACGAGGAGCUGAGACGACUGGAGGCUACGGCUGAGAAGUGCAUCGAGAGUGAGGGGAAGGAGGGGGGCGGGGUGGAGGGCGAGGGGGAGGAGGUGGAGAUGCUUCGGACGCUCAAGGGACAGCUGGAACUUGAGGUGGCGUUGGCGAGACAAGACCUGCAUCACAUUAACACAUUCAAGGUGGGGCGGGACGUGAUAGCAGCGGCGGCGGAUGGUGUGGGGGAGCAGAAGGACCCAUCACACCUGUACGCCUCUCUGCAGCGUCUCCAACAGCUCCAGGGUCACAGGGCCGAGGGGACAGCCGCCGCCCUGGGGAAGGUGGACCGAGACGUGCGCCGCUCCCGAAGGCGUGUGUCGACCCUUCAGCGCCAGGUGGACGAGCUGGCGAGGGAGAUUGAUGAUUUACAGGCACAGGUGACCGAGGAGCAGCCCGAGGCACACCUAGCUAAACAGGAAACCCGGCUGCGUCGUGUGAUGGCCUGCAACGAGCUAUCGGCGCAGGUCAAACAACGCAGCUCGACGAUACUGGACCUGCAGGGAGAACUGGACACCCUCAGACUGCGAACCUUCCCUAUGCUGUCCCGACCUGCCCCUCCGUCCACCCUCUAACCUGCCUUCCAUUUCCAUACCUCCACCUACCAUCCCCCCUUCCACAUCCUUCCCUUCACUCUUUCCACUCAUUUCCCAUCGCCCCCUCCACACGCCCAGACUCAAAACCUUCCAUAUCUUGUCCCGACCUGCCCCUCCGUCCACCCUCUAACCUGCCUUCCAUUUCCAUACCUCCACUUCUUCGUUCAUCUACCAUUCCCCCUUCCACAUCCUUCUCUUCCACUCCUUCACACCCUCAGACUAAAAAACUUCCAUAGCUUGAACCCACCUGCCCUUCCAUCCACCCUCUGAUCCAUUUUCUAUCCCAUUCCUUCCCUUCACUUCUUCCCUCAUCUUCCAUCACCCAUUCCCACAUCUUAAAAUCUUCCCUAUCCUGUCCCGUCCCAUCCCUUUACUUACCAUCUUAGCUCCCUUCCAUCCCCUUCCCUCCACUCACUCCUACACUCAAUUCCCAUCACCCCUUCCACUCCCUUCCCUUUACUUAUCUUCCACUCUC